AUAAUCUAAAUUACAAUAUAAAUUGAUAUCGAUAAAUAAUUUACGUUUGAUAAAAACUAGAUUAGUCUCGCUUUGAACCUAAUAGGUGAUUGUUCAAAAUGAAGUUUUUUAUAAUAUUUGGAUUAGCUGUGGCUUGUUUCUCAGUUUCUAAUGGAAGCCCCACCAGCCGAAUCGCGGGGGGUGUGGUAACAGACAUUCGGAACUAUCCUUUCGCUACGUCUUUGAUCUCCAACAUAGGCAGUACAUCCUUCACACAAGCCUGUGCUGGAACUAUUAUCUCGUCUAGUGCUAUUUUGUCGGCUGCUUCAUGCUUCUUUACUGGUAACCAGGCUCAUUCAAUCGAAUCAUGGCGAGCCAGGGUAGGCUCAACGUAUUCAAAUUCCCAAGGAUUAAUAUACUUAAUACGUAGAAUAACAACCCAUCCAGACUUCGUAUCGACAACCCUUGUCAACGAUGUGGCUGUGUUAAGGACUGUUGUACAGAUAACAUUCACCGAUACAGUUCAGCCUGCUUACUUAGCCGGAGGGGCGUACAAUUUGGCUAACAACCAGCAAGUAUGGGGUAUUGGGUGGGGAGUCACUUCUAACGUAGCAGCCCCGUCUCCCAACCUCCGCGACGUGCAGGUCUUCGUGAUAGACCAGCAGACCUGCAUCAACCGGUACAACGAGAUCGGGUUCGCGGUGAACGACAACAUGCUGUGCGCCGGAUGGCUGGAUGUCGGUGUUAGAGGACAAUGCGAGGGUGACAACGGUGGACCUCUCCUCCACAAUGGCGUGGUCGUCGGAGUAUACUCUUGGACCGAGGGGUGCGGCACCGGCAGACAUCCGAGCAUCAACACCAGAGUAUCAGCGUUCAUCAGGUGGAUAGAGUCCACCGCUGUUGCUGCUUAAAUAUAUACUUUGAUACCA
Aricia agestis (brown argus) is the source of this 908-nucleotide messenger RNA. RefSeq names its product trypsin, alkaline B-like. Lineage: Eukaryota; Metazoa; Arthropoda; Insecta; Lepidoptera; Lycaenidae. Bases 99 to 890 code for a protein of 263 amino acids. Gene Ontology annotation, molecular function: serine-type endopeptidase activity. The record is from RefSeq and is a predicted model, not a curated record. Gene Ontology annotation, biological process: proteolysis. The transcript has 5 exons.